AUCUCAUUGAAUAAACACACAAAACACACAAACACACACACAAAUGGGGUUAAAGAGUAAAGUCUUGAUCAUUGGGGCAACAGGAUACUUAGGGAAGAGGCUCGUAAACGCCAGUUUACACCAAGGCCACGAGACAUACGUUCUCCGGCGACCGGAGAUCGGAGUUGACAUCGAAAAAAUCCAGAUGCUGCUAUCUUUCAAGAAGCAAGGAGCCCAUCUCGUCACUGGUUCAUUCAGUGAUCAUCGAAGCCUUGUUGAAGCCUUGAAGCAAGUAGAUGUGGUGAUAUGUGCAGUAUCCGGUGUUCAUAUCCGUAGCCAUCAAAUCCUCCUUCAGCUCAAACUUGUUGACGCCAUCAAAGAGGCUGGAAACAUCAAGAGAUUCUUGCCAUCGGAGUUUGGUACUGAUCCAGCAAGAAUGGCAGAUGCAUUGGAACCAGGGAGAGUGACCUUCGAUGAUAAAAUGGUGGUGAGAAAAGCCAUUGAAGAUGCUGGGAUCCCUUUCACCUACGUAUCUGCAAAUUGCUUUGCGGGUUAUAUGGUUGGUGGGUUAUGUCAACCUGGUCAUAUUCUUCCUUCGAGGGAAUCCGUCCUCUUGCUUGGAGAUGGAAAUAAAAAGUCGAUAUUUGUUGAUGAAGAUGACAUAGCUGCGUAUACAAUCAGAACCAUAAACGAUCCACGAACAUGUAAUAAGACAGUCUACAUAAGACCUUCGGAAAACAUUCUUUCGCAGAGAGAAGUUGUGGAACUCUGGGAAAAACUCAUCGGAAAACAAGUCGAAAAAUCAUCACUUUCCGAGCAAGACUUUCUCAAUAUCAUGCGAGGUCAAGGAUAUGCGGAGCAGGUGGGGCUAACUCAUUACUACCAUGUGUUUUACGAAGGCUGUCUUACGAAUUUCGAGAUUGGAGAUGAUGCUGAAGAGGCUUGUGCUCUCUACCCUGACAUCAAAUACACCAAAGUUGCGGACUACCUCAAGCAAUACCUUUGAAUGAAGGACUCGUAUAUCUGAAUUUGAUGCAAAUAUAUGUUGUUUUGCUAUGUUAUUAUGUGUGAGCUUGGAACAAGUCCAAAAAGUGUGAGUUGGGACUGUUUUUACAUAAAACAAAAUAUUAGAAAUUGAUUGGUGUUGAUGACUCA
Molecule: messenger RNA, 1134 nt
Organism: Lactuca sativa (garden lettuce)
Lineage: Eukaryota; Viridiplantae; Streptophyta; Magnoliopsida; Asterales; Asteraceae
Product: bifunctional pinoresinol-lariciresinol reductase 2
Molecular function (GO): oxidoreductase activity
Source: RefSeq, a predicted model, not a curated record